GGGAUAUUCUCUUGGAGCGAGGAUACGCCGAGUCGCCGACGUUCCAAAGAGACCCGUCAAGUCUACACUCAGGUUCCAGCAUAUAAGAAGCAAGGAUGAAGCUCCUCAGUAUAAGUAUCGCUUCAGGCGCUGCACUGCUAGCGUCUUUGGGCGUCCAGGCGGCUACCAGUUUCGUAAAGACCUCAGGACAACGCUUCACUCUGAAUGGAUCGCCGUUCACUGUAGUCGGUGCCAACUCGUACUGGGUGGGCCUUAUGGGCUUGACCACCGCUCAGAUGAACCAAGCAUUUGCGGAUAUUGCGCGGACAGGCGCCACUGCCGUUCGCACUUGGGGAUUUAACGAUGUGACGGCGCCGAUUAGUACAGCCUAUUAUCAGCUGUGGACCAACGGUACUGCAACAGUGAACACCGGACCUACGGGGUUAGGCAACUUCGACAACGUUGUAGCUGCAGCCAAGGCUAACGGUCUUCGUCUGAUCGUAACUCUAACCAAUAACUGGUCUGAUUACGGCGGCAUGGAUGUAUAUGUCAACCAGCUCAUUGGUCAAGGGUCCCCUCACGAUUACUUCUACACGAACGCAGCUACUCAGGCUGCAUACAAGAACUACGUCAAGACGUUCAUAUCACGGUACAUUAACGAGCCCACUAUUAUGGCAUGGGAACUAGCGAACGAGCCGCGAUGUGCGGGUUCAACUGGUGUUACGAGUGGUAGCUGCAACACCACCACCAUCACAGCAUGGGCGAGCACCAUGUCCGCCUAUAUCAAGUCCAUAGACUCGAACCAUUUGGUGGCUAUUGGUGACGAGGGUUUCUUCAACGAGCCUAGCAGUCCGCUCUACCCCUACCAGGGAACCGAAGGUAUCGAUUUCAACGCUAAUAUGGGUAUCUCCACCCUUGACUUCGGUACUGCCCAUUUAUAUCCGGUCUCUUGGGGACAGACCGCUGAUCCGACCGGAUUUGGGGUCCAAUGGAUCCAGGAUCAUGCUACGUCCCAGAAGACGUAUAAUAAGCCCGUGCUGCUGGAAGAAUUUGGCGUGACGUCCAACCAGACCGGAACUUACGCACAGUGGUACUCCACAAUACUAAGCUCUGGUCUAACGGGGGACCUCAUCUGGCAAGCUGGAUCCUACUUGAGUACUGGCGCUACACCAAAUGACGGGUAUACGAUUUACCCGAACACCACCGUAUAUGCAAUGGAAGCACUGCAUGUUGCGGCACUAAAGGCCCGAAACGUUUGAGACUGUUUUCUGGGCGACGUGAUGUUGAACUUGGCGAGACACCUUCCUCAUUAGUAAGCGGAUGAAUAUGUCGGACAUAAAUGCAUGUGUUUGUCGACGUAGUGAAUGUUGUUCUGAUUGAUAAUUGAUGAUGGUGUUCGACCGAUGUUAUAAGAUGAGCAUUGUUAUAAGGACCAAGCCAGCGAAAUUGCCAAGGUCACCGUCAGCAACCAGCUAUUCAUGGAGAGCCUCCUGCUACCUGCUGAACUCGAAGAACCCCCGGUGCCAGUGGUGCUAUUCGUACCACCCCAGCAGUACCUGCUGAAGCACGAUCCGCACAGUCCACUCCUCUGGACACCCACUCUAUCCCUUGCUUUAUCCACCACAGCACAUGCAAGACAAGCUGGCCAGUCAGCGUCCAUCCCUUUUAGAGUAGCUAUAGUGAACGACUG
Gloeophyllum trabeum ATCC 11539 is the source of this 1669-nucleotide messenger RNA. Its product is annotated as mannanase. Bases 96 to 1238 code for a protein of 380 amino acids. Lineage: Eukaryota; Fungi; Basidiomycota; Agaricomycetes; Gloeophyllales; Gloeophyllaceae. Gene Ontology annotation, molecular function: hydrolase activity, hydrolyzing O-glycosyl compounds. The transcript is spliced from 14 exons. The record is from RefSeq and is a predicted model, not a curated record.